This is a messenger RNA of Equus caballus (horse), 3133 nucleotides long. RefSeq names its product phospholipase A2 group IVA (gene PLA2G4A). Gene Ontology annotation, biological process: glycerophospholipid catabolic process. Lineage: Eukaryota; Metazoa; Chordata; Mammalia; Perissodactyla; Equidae. Gene Ontology annotation, cellular component: Golgi apparatus; cytosol; endoplasmic reticulum. Gene Ontology annotation, molecular function: calcium ion binding; calcium-dependent phospholipid binding. The record is from RefSeq and is a predicted model, not a curated record.
CCAAGGAUAAGACAGUAACUUCUCUGUGGUCCCGGGCUGAAAAAGGAUCCCGACUGAAAGCUAGAGGCAUAAAGAAGCCUGAAGAAUCUCAUGUAACUCUGGGAACUGAAAGGCAGACAUUGUACAAGAGGAACGAAAGGUUUGAAGGAGAAUUACAACGGCAAAUGGAACCAGUAACAGGCAGACCAAACAUACUCUGAAGGUCAUGGAGUCUUCCCUAUGGGAGUGACAUUUAAGCUGAGUCCUGAAGCAUGGACACUGGAACAAUUCUUGAUGCAUAGCAGUUAUGCCUUAAAUAUUUGUUGAAUAAAUGGAUGGACAGAAGAGGUUUUAAAGAACCAAGAGUGCCAGAGAAGACCUUUGAAGUGUGAAGAGAUUUCCUGUAAUUGAAACCAAAAUGUCAUUUAUAGAUCCUUAUCAGCACAUUAUAGUGGAGCACCAGUAUUCCCACAAGUUCACGGUAGUGGUGUUACGUGCCACCAAAGUGACAAAGGGGGCCUUCGGUGACAUGCUUGACACUCCAGAUCCCUACGUGGAACUUUUCAUCUCCUCAACCCCUGACAGCAGGAAGAGAACAAGACACUUCAAUAACAACAUAAACCCCGUGUGGAAUGAGACCUUUGAAUUUAUUUUGGAUCCGAAUCAGGAAAAUGUUUUGGAGAUUACGUUAAUGGAUGCCAAUUAUGUCAUGGAUGAAACUCUGGGGACAGCAACAUUUCCCAUAUCGUCUAUGAAAGUGGGAGAGAAGAAAGAGGUUCCUUUCAUUUUCAACCAAGUCACUGAAAUGAUUCUGGAAAUGUCUCUUGAAGUUUGUUCGUCCCCAGACCUCCGAUUUAGCAUGGCUCUGUGUGAUCAGGAGAAAGCUUUCAGACAACAGAGAAAAGAGAACAUAAAGGAAAACAUGAAGAAACUCCUGGGUCCAAAGAAGAGUGAAGGCUUGUAUUCAACACGUGAUGUGCCUGUGGUUGCCAUCUUGGGCUCAGGCGGAGGGUUCCGAGCCAUGGUGGGAUUCUCCGGGGUGAUGAAGGCACUGUAUGAGUCAGGAAUCUUGGAUUGUGCUACCUAUGUGGCUGGUCUUUCUGGCUCCACGUGGUACAUGUCAACCUUGUAUUCUCACCCUGAUUUUCCAGAGAAAGGGCCAGAGGAGAUUAAUAAAGAGCUAAUGAAAAAUGUUAGCUACAACCCCCUUUUACUUCUCACGCCACAGAAAAUUAAGAGAUAUGUUGAGUCUUUGUGGAAGAAGAAAAGCUCUGGACAACCUGUCACCUUUACUGAUAUCUUUGGGAUGUUAAUAGGAGAAACACUAAUUCACAAUAGAAUGAACACUACCUUGAGUAGUUUGAAGGAAAAGGUCAAUACUGCACAGUGCCCGUUACCUCUUUUCACCUGUCUCCAUGUGAAACCCGAUGUUUCAGAGCUGAUGUUUGCAGAUUGGGUUGAAUUUAGUCCGUAUGAGAUUGGCAUGGCUAAAUAUGGGACUUUUAUGGCUCCAGACUUAUUUGGAAGCAAAUUUUUUAUGGGAACAGUUGUGAAGAAAUAUGAAGAAAACCCUUUGCAUUUCUUAAUGGGUGUCUGGGGCAGUGCCUUUUCUAUAUUGUUCAACAGAGUCUUGGGAGUUUCUGGCUCACAAAAUAAAGGUUCCACAAUGGAGGAAGAAUUAGAAAAUAUUACGGCAAAGCACAUUGUGAGUAAUGAUAGCUCAGAUAGCGAUGAUGAAUCACAAGAACCCAAAGGCACUGAGAAUGAAGAUGCUGAAAGGGACUAUCAAAAUGAUAAUCAAGCAAGUUGGGUCCAUCGUAUGUUAAUGGCCUUGGUGAGUGACUCCGCUUUAUUCAAUACCAGAGAAGGACGUGCUGGGAAGGUGCACAACUUCAUGCUGGGCUUGAAUCUCAACACAUCGUACCCACUGUCUCCCUUGAGGAACUUUACCACACAGGAAUCCUUGGAUGAAGAUGAACUGGAUGCAGCUGUAGCAGAUCCUGAUGAGUUUGAGCGCAUAUAUGAGCCUCUGGAUGUCAAAAGUAAAAAGAUUCAUGUAGUGGAUAGUGGCCUCACAUUUAACCUGCCGUACCCGCUGAUCCUGAGACCUCAAAGAGGAGUUGAUCUCAUCAUCUCCUUUGACUUUUCUGCAAGGCCAAGCGACUCUAGUCCUCCAUUCAAGGAACUUCUACUUGCAGAAAAGUGGGCUAAAAUGAACAAGCUCCCCUUUCCAAAGAUUGAUCCUUAUGUGUUUGAUAGAGAAGGACUGAAGGAGUGCUAUGUCUUUAAACCCAAGAAUCCUGAUGUGGAGAAAGAUUGCCCAACCAUCAUCCACUUUGUUCUGGCCAACAUCAACUUCAGGAAGUACAAGGCUCCAGGUGUUCCAAGAGAAACUAAGGAAGAGAAAGAAAUAGCUGAUUUUGAUAUUUUUGAUGACCCAGAAUCACCGUUUUCAACCUUCAACUUUCAAUAUCCAAAUCAAGCGUUCAAACGGCUGCACGAUCUGAUGCACUUCAACACCCUGAACAACAUUGACGUGAUUAAGAAUGCCAUCGUUGAAAGCAUUGAAUAUAGAAGGCAGAAUCCGUCUCGUUGCUCUGUUUCCCUCAGUAAUGUUGAGGCAAGAAGAUUCUUCAACAAGGAGUUUCUAAACAAACCCACAGCAUAGUUUGUGUACUGGAAAGGGCAGCAAUUUCUGAUGCUGAGGCAGUUUGAAAUUCCAUGACAACUGGAUUGAAGAGCACAGUACAGAUAUUAGUACUGAUCAUAAGAGACUGGCUAAUACACCAAGGUGCAGUUCUUUAGCUGCAUGAGAAUAAUACCCUUAGAAGUUUGUUAGGUUGACAAAUGAUGAUAAAAAAUAUCCUCAGCUGCAUUUUCUGUCAGUAUGAAUUUCCUGAUGCAAAUGUGGGGACAUAUACUGUAUUUUUUAGACAUUCCUCAGCAACUGUCUUAUGUGUCCUCUUUUUAAAAAUGUGGUUCCUUUGUACAAUAUGUAACAGUUCAGUCUCGAUAAGUAAGAUUUUGCAUUGUGUGUGACUGUUAUUCACUGACUGGAUUUAUUCAUGUCAUGAGACAACACUAUUUUUUAUUUAUAUAUACAUUUCGUACAUAUAUGAAAUAAAUCUAUAUGCAAAUUAGCAUGAGAUAGCAA